Seminavis robusta is the source of this 4447-nucleotide messenger RNA. The record is from the annotation of a GenBank genome assembly. Lineage: Eukaryota; Bacillariophyta; Bacillariophyceae; Naviculales; Naviculaceae.
AAAGCCUUUCUGCCUGCUUGCAUUCCCAUCCAUGCACUUGGCAGGGACCCAUACCCAAAACACCGUCGCAUUGGAUGCAACUAAUUAAUUGUGUCAGUAUAAUAUUCCGCCAUGGCCAAGUCUCAAAACCCGGUGGAAUCUCACCGCCGCAAACAACGGUCAAAGGAAGUCAAGAAGCUCAAGGAGCAGAGGAUCAAGGAACGAGAUGAUCGUGUCAAGAAGAGCAAGACGGUGGGAGAAGUCAAGAAGGAAAUAAAAGACUUUGAAUUUCGCCACAAGCAUCAACUGAACCAACACGACAUCAAGUCCAAACUGGAUCGGCUGAAAAAGGAACUCAAAUUGGUACAAGAGUAUGAGGCACAAAAAGCAAAAGAGCCAUCACCGGCCGAUGCCAAGCGAUAUGCCGCCAAUCAAAAAUUUGUCAAGCUGGAUCGACCGGAAAUGUCUGUCUAUUACGAUCCGCAAUACAAUCCUUACGGGGCUCCUCCACCGGGCAAGCCCAUGUUGUUUCAUCGCUAUGGAGGGGGUGUCACCAUGAAUAUUCAAGAAGCCAUUGUUCCAGGAGAGCAAUUGCCUCUGCAUUUACAACAACAGCAACAACAACAAGCCAGGAAUAAUAUUCCACCACCACCACCACAGCACAACAAUCCACCAUUAUUAUCCAACCAAAAUCGAGAUAAUAAUAAUCAUGCCCAACAACAGCAAUAUGCACAAGCACCACCAGACCAAAAAAUAGAACCUGAUCAAUCCACUCAAGAAAAGAUCCCCCCACCCCCUCCUCCACCACCACCAAGUGAUAAACCACCACCACCUCCACCACCACCACCCAAGGAAGAACCACCACCGCCCCCGGUUCGUAAAGAAGACAUUCCCGAUUUGCCCGCCCCUUCUGAAUCGGUGCAACGGACCCGUAAAAUUCGCCGGAAAAAAGGAGCGAACCCGAUAAAUGCCGAUAUUUGGGCAUCGAAUGAAGAAGUACAUUACGAACGGGAAAUUCAUCAAGUCGAUUUGGAAGACGUCGGAAAAUCACUACUACAGCAAGAACAAGAAGAAGAAGAAGAAAAGGACGAAUGGCAUUACCGGGACACUUCAGGAAAUCAACAGGGACCCUUUAGCACGGAACACAUGAAGGCGUGGCAUGGAAUGGGGUAUUUCCCACCCCACACGCCCGUCAAGAAAACGGGGAAACAUGCCGAUUUUGUGCCGGUGGGAACUCUGGGGGCCAAUGUCUUUGUCUUGAAAAUCAAGAACAACCAUAACAACAAAAAGAAGAAACCCAAAAAGAAAAAGAAUCAAAAGGGGCAAGAACAAAAAGAAAAGGAGGAAUCGGCCGUGCAGGCCAGAAUUGCCGCUCUCAAGAAACAACAGUCCGCACCACCUGCCGAUAGUAGUAUACCAAAGACGGAGGAAGUAGCAGAAGCAGUGGAGGAAGUAGUACAAGCUGACCAAGUAGAGGAAGACUCGGUACAGGCUCGAAUAGCCGCUCUACGGCAGGCUCGAAUCCAGGACGAAAAACCGCAGGGAGACGACACCCAACAACAACAACAACAACAACCAGCUGCAGAUCAGGAAGAAGAACCGCCAGGCGAAUCGGUCCAAGAGCGGAUUGCUGCAUUGCGGGGUGACAGAGAAAUGGAAGCGGUAAAUGACCGGACAGAAGAAGGGAAUGCAUCCGUUCAAGACCGCAUUGCGGCCCUGCGAGGAGAAAAGCUAGAAACGACAGAAGAGCAGUCGGUGCAAGAUCGUAUCAAUGCAUUGAAACAAUCCUCUGCUCCAUCGGUGGAGGAAGCGACAGCUGUGGAUGGCCCGGUGGAGGCCCCUGCCAAUCAGGAGCAAGUCGGCGAACCUCCUGCUCCAUAUCCCGUGGACGAAGAAGGAGUUGCCCCGUAUCCAGUAGACGAAGGCGCCGCAUACCCACAGGACGCCAUGGCAGCAUAUCCUGUCGACGAAUCGAAUGGUGAUGCCGUUGCUCCCUAUCCUGUCGAUGAAUCGUAUGGUGAUGCCGUUGCCCCUUAUCCCGUGGAUGAACCGAACGAUGAUGCCGUUGCCCCCUAUCCCGUGGAUGAAGCGAAUGAUGAUGCCGUUGCCCCUUAUCCCAUGGACGAAGCGAAUGACAAUGCCGUUGCCCCUUAUCCUGCGGGCGACGACGAUUAUGCUGUAGCACCGUACCCAACCACGGACGAGUACCCAGCCUAUCCAACAGGAGACGAUGACCAACCUGCCUACCCCGUCACGGACGACUACCCAGUGACGGACGAUUAUCCUGCUGCGGAUGACGCCUACCCUGUCACGGACGCAUAUCCAGUAGACGACAAUGAUGCAACACCAGCCUAUCCCGUCGAGACUAAUACGGCUGAUGGCAGCGAAGAACCCGCAAAGAAAAAGCUCAAGGUUGACAAGGCGGUGGUCUCCUUGCUGCCCUCGCAUUUGCAAAAGCGCCGCAAGGGCAAGAAAUGAAUUAAUUUUAUGAACUGCAGGUGACCGGGUAUGCUCUGUACGACUUGUUGCCUACCCCAUUGGCAAGGCGAUAACUACUGCGGCUAAUGUGGAGCCAAGAAGAACUGGGUGUAGAGUAAAACUAACAAUUCGAAGCCUAUCUUACAAACACUGUAACCUUGGUCAAUAAAUCAGUCUUAAACCUGUUAACAUAAUAAUAGCAAGAUACCUUUUGACAGACCACCACAGAAAGGAGAAGAAAAUUUACGGCUCUUCUCCUGCUAGUGGCCAAAGGUUUCCAGAGCAAACAUCAAGACUGAUCAGUUGCAAUGAUACCCAACCUCUCACUGGCAGCUGAUUGCUUGAUUAGUUUCAUCAAAGCACUCGUAGGGAUAGCAUGAGACUGCUACCCAGAAUCAUUAUUUGCAACACACUGGACCAUCGUACGACAUUGCUGCUGGAUGAUUCUGCAGGGGUAUCGUUCCCAUCGGCUGCUGUCCAUCCCUCGUCUACGGAGCAACACUUUCCAUGAACAUCUUCCAUUAUUUCACAUACAGUUUCAUUGGUGGAGAAUCGAGCAAUUUGGUGGAUAUCAGCACACGUGAGGUCAUUCUCCACGACCACGUACUCAUUGACAAAGUAACCGUCGGGACACAGCGAACAAGUUUCGGGUGGUGUGGUGCCAGGACAUUCGCAAUAGGACGCCAAAUCCACUGGGAUAUCGGAUUUGAGCUCCUGACAUUGUUUGGGUGUGGAAACGAGGAAUUCCGUGGCAAUAUCUCCGCAGUACAGAUUCCUAUCAAACGGGAGGCCUUUGUCGGGUUUGGGAGGAAAUGCACCAGUGGGACAGAGGGUGCAGGUAGGAACGACUUUGGGACAAUCACACCAAAAGGCGUACUUGGCCUGUAGCAGAGAGCAUGAUUGGUCGCCAUCCACUUUAGGAACAUUUAGAAUGUCAGCGCAGGUAACUCCUGGCACAUCCGGAAGCUCUCGAUCCAGGUUAACAUCGACGGAGCCAUUGGGACACAGAUCGCACGUUUCCGUGACAUGAUCAGGAACUUCACAUCCGCAAAAGGCCACUCCAGCAACUCGAUUGAGAUGACAGAUCUCUGAAUCUUUCGAAUCCAGCAUGGCGUCGUACUCCCAAUCGGAACAGUUCAUUGCACCAAUCACCUUGGCACCGGCCUCUUCACUCAAGGGAAUGUCGCAAGGGGUGCAGUUCAUAUACUGUGCAUGAGAGACCCCCACCAUGCAGAUGGAUACGAUCCAAGCAAAGGUAGUACUACUAGUAGUAGAUCUGCGGACUGUCAUCAUGGUUGCUUGCUUGUCUUUCUCUGCGAUCGGAUUGGAAAAUGAAAGAAUUGUGAGGCGACCAUGAAGAGUGAUUGAGUUUUGAAUUUGAAUGGUGUCACAGCGUAACGUCUGUUCUAAAGAGGGGAACAAAAAUCUACCAACCGUUAAAAUCCGAACUCGUCGCAAUCCACCCCCAGAAAGACCAAAGGGACCUUCCUUGGUACCUGUGUCUAGCUAGUACUCUAGUAGGCUGUCCAGGCUCCUGCUUUGACCAACUUGAUCUGCUUGUGUGAACUAGAUAGAUCUAGGAAGAGCAUCUCUCGUUUUCAUGUACUGUACCUCUAGAGAUAGCUACCGGUAGCUAGCAAGAGAGGAGGGAAGGUUGAAAGGAAAGAUCAAAUUGCCUCUAUUUUAGAUCUGUUGUGUCAAGCCCAAUGAAAGAAAGUUCAUAGGUGUGAUUUCAAGCUUUUGUCACCUGGUAUGUUCUUGCAUCCCAAGCCCUUUCCUACUCCAUUGGGUGAGGACACCACAAUGCCCAACCUCUGGCAGAUAACUACCCCCUCGCUCAUUCAUCUUCUAACCGAAUGAACGAACCUUUCCAAAUGGCUUGGUAGCAAACUACAUAUAUAUUAUAGCCACAGCUUGGAUUCAGGAUGACAAAGUCAAAGAGCAAAGGCACUGGAGGGUGGAUAGUUAGUUGUUGAGGCAAGAAACGGCU